Messenger RNA from Macaca mulatta (Rhesus monkey), 1942 nucleotides. It is a transcript of the gene KCNK15, whose product is annotated as potassium two pore domain channel subfamily K member 15. NCBI's taxonomy places the organism in Eukaryota, Metazoa, Chordata, Mammalia, Primates, Cercopithecidae. Gene Ontology annotation, biological process: potassium ion transmembrane transport; stabilization of membrane potential. Gene Ontology annotation, cellular component: plasma membrane. The record is from RefSeq and is a predicted model, not a curated record. Gene Ontology annotation, molecular function: potassium ion leak channel activity; outward rectifier potassium channel activity.
AUGCGGAGGCCGAGCGUGCGCGCUGCUGGGCUGGUCCUGUGCACCUUCUGCUAUCUGCUGGUGGGCGCCGCUGUCUUCGACGCGCUCGAGUCCGAGGCGGAGAGUGGCCGCCAGCGACUGCUGGUCCAGAAGCGGGGCGCGCUCCGAAGGAAGUUCGGCUUCUCGGCCGAGGACUACAGCGAGCUGGAGCGCCUGGAGCGCCAGGCUGAGCCCCACCGCGCCGGCUGCUAGUGGAAGUUCGCCGGCUCCUUCUACUUCGCCAUCACCGUCAUCACUACCAUCGGGUACGGCCACGCCGCGCCGGGUACGGACUCUGGCAAGGUCUUUAAGUUCUACGUGCUCCUGGGCAUCCCGCUGACGCUGGUCACUUUCCAGAGCCUGGGCGAACGGCUGAACGCGCUGAUGCGGCGCCUCCUGUUGGCUGCCAAGCGCUGCCUGGGCCUGCGGCGGCCACGCGUGUCCACGGAGAACCUGGUGGUGUCCGGGCUGCUGGCGUGCGCCGCCACCCUGGCCCUCGGGGCCGUUGCCUUCGCGCACUUCGAGGGCUGGACCUUCUUCCACGCCUACUACUACUGCUUCAUCACCCUCACCACUAUCGGCUUCGGCGACUUCGCGGCGCUGCACAGCGGCUAGGUGCUGCAGAGGAAGACCCCCUACGUGGCCUACAGCUUCCUCUACAUCCUCCUGGGGCUUACGGUUAUUAGCGCCUUCCUCAACCUCGUAGUCCUGCCCGAGCGCGCUGCCCGCCGCCCCAGUCCGUGCCGCCCGGGGGCGCCCGAGAGCCGCGGCCCCUGGCUGCCCCGCCGCCCUGCCCGCUCCGGGGGCUCCGCCUCCGUCUCCAUCUCCUGCCACGUACACCAGCUGGAGAGACGCGCCCGCGACAACCUGGGCUUCUCCCCCCCCUCGAGCCCAGGGGUCGUGAGUGGUGGGCAGGCACCCAGGCUCGGGGCCCGGCGGAAGUCCAUCUGACAACCCCACCCAGGCCAGGGUCGAAUCUGGAACGGGAGGGUCUGGCUUCAGCUAUCAGGGCACCCUCCCCAGGGAUUGGAGACGGGUGAGGGGCCUCUAGGCCGUCUUCUGCCACGAGCAGUUUCUCAUUACCGUCUGUGGCUAAGUCCCCUCCCUCCUCUCCAAAAAUAUGUUACAGUCACAUCAUAAGCACAAAGCAGGCUCUAGGGUCAUCCUGUAGGAGCAAAUUCCUUGUAGUCCAAAUUGUAUGAGGGCAUGGCCACAUCAGCACCCAGGAGAGGCUCUGCACAGGUCCACGUCACAGCCGACCCUCCAGAGCGACUCUUCUGUUGUGAAGAGGCUGGUUUUCUGAGUAACGGUUGAAACGUGCAACUUUCAACACUGGAAUCUUCGCUGGAAUUAGUGAGGUCAGACGCUCACAUUACAAGAAGCAUGGGGAACAAAGGUGGACCAAAUGGGACCGUGUACAGUCCAGCGUGGACAAGUGGGUCAAUCUCUGCGCUAAACGAUCUCAUUCUCUGCGCAGUGUGUAGAGUGGAGUCAGCCCACGUGUGAACGGCGGCCUCUCUCCCCCAGACGGCUGAUGCUCUGUCCCUGGCCAGCCCCCAUUCAAGAUGAGGGAGGCCUUGCUGUCACCCACCCGCCACGUACUGGGACCACUUGGACGCAGCAGAAUGCCCAUGGGACGAGCUGUCUUCCGGGUCCCAUCAAUCACCAGCAAUGUGACCUUGGAGAAUCUCAUCCUCUCCCAGGGCCUCAGUUUCCACAUCUGUAAAAUGACUGGGUUCAUCCAGAGCCCUGCUCCCUCUUAUGCAUCUCUGGUGGGACUUUCUGGAACAGGCCCCUUCACCAUAAGGGGGCAGAGACAAAGCCCGAGGUGUGGCAUCCUGGCACCCCGUGGCACUCAAAGCCUCCAAACACCCACUUUCCUUGUCUUCCCAGAUAGGGCUGUCUCAACACAAAGCAUCAACGA